Aspergillus pseudonomiae is the source of this 612-nucleotide messenger RNA. RefSeq names its product zinc-dependent alcohol dehydrogenase family protein. The transcript has 2 exons. Gene Ontology annotation, molecular function: oxidoreductase activity. The annotation marks the transcript as partial. Lineage: Eukaryota; Fungi; Ascomycota; Eurotiomycetes; Eurotiales; Aspergillaceae. The record is from RefSeq and is a predicted model, not a curated record.
GUUGUUUGCACCGGGACCACUGUAUGGAACUCUUUCUACGGGAAUAUUCCUCUGAAGCCAGGAGAUACUGUUCUCUGCCUUGGUACUGGGGGGGUGUCUGUCACUGGUCUCGUUCUGGCAAAGGCUGCUGGUGCCACUACUAUUAUCACAUCUUCUUCGGAGGGGAAGCUACAGUAUAUUCAGCAAAAGUACGGAGCUGAUUAUACCAUCAACUACAAGACCACUCCCAAAUGGGCAGAAGAGGUGCAGAAGAUAACCAACGGCAACGGUGUAGAUUACAUCCUUGAAAACGGUGGCUCUGGGACUAUCAAGCAGUCCUUAGAAGCUGUUGCCUACGGUGGUAAUAUUGCAGUUAUAGGCUUUCUUUCACCUUCUCUCCAGCAUACCAUGCCGGAUGUAGCCGGUCUUGCAUUGGCAAAAGGAGUAAUUGUUCGUGGUAUCAUGGUUGGUUCUAAGGAGCUGCUUGAGGAUGCUGUUCGAUUCAUCGGAGCUCGUAAUAUACCUGUCCCUGUUGAGAAGACUUUCAAGUUCGGCCGGGACCAAGUGGUUGAUGCAUACGCAUACCUUGCGAGUAGACAGCAUACAGGAAAAGUCUGUAUCGACUUUUAUUAG